Messenger RNA from Kickxella alabastrina, 1356 nucleotides. Its product is annotated as thiamine diphosphate-binding protein. NCBI's taxonomy places the organism in Eukaryota, Fungi, Kickxellomycota, Kickxellomycetes, Kickxellales, Kickxellaceae. Bases 168 to 1292 code for a protein of 374 amino acids. The record is from RefSeq and is a predicted model, not a curated record. Gene Ontology annotation, biological process: branched-chain amino acid catabolic process. The transcript has 5 exons. Gene Ontology annotation, molecular function: oxidoreductase activity, acting on the aldehyde or oxo group of donors, disulfide as acceptor.
AGAAAGACAAAUGGUUUAUAAGCACACCCCCCCUGCAGUUGAACCUCCUUUGCGUUUGCUUUGUCUGUCAACAUUGACAUAUAUUUCAUAUUUCAUCACUAGAAUUCUCCUGUAUUUUAUUUUAUUACUUAGCAAAGCGCAUCGCCUCUCGCCAACAUCCCGCACCAAUGAACCCGUCAGCACUCCCGCGCAUACUUCCCGGUCUGAGGGGCUCGCGAGCACUGCGCUGGACCCACACCCGCUUGGGCCAGCUGCAGCGCACGUUUGACAAAGCUCUGCCGCAAGCGCACUGCCCCUUGACCGCUGGAUUUUCCACAUCCUCCUGUGUCCCGCGCAAAAAGGUCAUGUUCCCAGGCGCACUGGACUCCGAAUAUACACACGAGCUCCGAUUUGCUUCGAAUGUGGAGUCAAUCCCGACAUACCAAGUCAUGGACACUGACGGCAAGGUUUUAGACGCCGCGAAUGACCCCCAAGUAACCGAGGAGGAGGCAAGGAAGAUUUACAAGAAUAUGCACGUUCUUAAUGUCAUGGAUCAGAUCAUCUUUUACAUGACAAACUUUGGCGAAGAGGCCCUAAUCGGCAGCGCAGCCGCGCUCGAUCCCAGGGACCAAGUGUUUGGACAGUACCGCGAGGCCGUGCUACUCAACGAAAAGGACUUGGGAAAAGGCCGCCAGAUGCCGAUUCACUACGGGACCAAGGAGCUUCACUUCCAAACAAUCUCGUCGCCUCUGGCAACUCAGAUCCCCCAGGCCGCUGGUGCAGCCUACGCCAUGCGCCGUGAGGGCAAAAAGCUGUGCGCGAUGUGCUACUUUGGAGAGGGCGCGGCCAGCGAGGGCGACUUUCACGCAGGACUCAAUAUGGCGGCCACCAUUGGCUGCCCUCGUGGAAUCGGGUAUGGCAUCGACACCAUCCGUGUGGAUGGCAACGACAUCUGGGCUAUAUACGCAGCAACCAAGGCAGCGCGCAAGAUUGCCGUCGAGCAGAAUAAGCCCAUUCUCAUCGAGGCAAUGACAUACCGCAUCAGCCACCACAGUACGUCAGACGACUCUUCAGCGUACCGCUCAAAGAAGGAGGUUGAAGACUGGAGCAAGCGCGAUAACCCAGUGUCUCGCAUGCGCGAGGUGCUCAAGGCCUUCACCGUCUCCGAGCAGCUGAAAAAGCCCUCUAUCCAGCACUUGUUUGAAGAUGUUUACGACGAGCUCCCGCUUGAGCUUCAAAGAGAGAAGGCCGAGGUCGAAGCGCUCAUCAAGAAGUACCCUGACUACUACCAGGUCAACGAGUUUUCAAAGUAAAUACAUGCAUACUGCUCAAAAAGAGCCAGUGCCAUUGCACCGCGAUUCGCAUUCCGUUUGUUUU